UAGCAGGCAGCGUCGGAUCGCGGAUGAACGAGGCGGGAAUUAUCAAGCGCAGAGACGACAACCAGGCCGCGACCGAUCUUCCAUUCGUAGACGCGAACGCUUUCAAUUUACCCAUCAAGCUAUGCAUUGCAAAUAUGUCUGGGUCUGGAAGGAUGCGGACUUGUGAUGCGCAUUUCACAACACAGACAAAUCUCUCAUGCAUAGGCAGCAAAAGGUGCCCAAUUCCUGUCAGUAAAAUGGGGGAUUUGUCAUGCGGAUUAAGCAAUGCGGAAGCUUCUUGAAGUCUGUGAUGGUAGGGCUUCCAUGACAAACAUUUUGUGUCGUGCAAAAACAGCAUGACAAAAAUCUGCAUUCUUCCAGACCGAGACAUUUUUGCAUUGGAUACAAGCGCAGAGACGCGAAUCACGCGGCGGCGACCGAUCUUCCAGUCGUAGCACCAGCCCCGAGCAUUUUCAAUUUUCCAACCUCCAUAUGAGAGUGCAUAACUCCACCUCCUCCUGAUUUGUAUUGCAUGAACAGCAACACAAACACCGCCACACCUGGAGCCUGUGCAUGACAAGUUCAUGCGCCUGUUGUAGUACUGUUUGGGCUUCCGGAAUCUGUCAUCCAAACAGUGCCACAGGGAAGGACUUGGAUUUGGAGUUUUGGAGAGGGAGUUGUGCACUGUCAUACUCCAGUUCCUAGGAGACGAGGAGAAAUGGCAGAUCGGAUCGCACUUGGGAGACGGAUAUCCACGGCAAAUAUGUCUGGGUCUGGAAACUUGUGAUGCAUGUCAGUGAACCAUAAGGACAGUAUGAUGUGUCGCCAAGCAUGACAGCUUUUGUUUUUUCGUGGCUCUGUGUUGUGUGUCUCGCAUGAGAAACUGCGUUACGCGAGGAGCUCUGCGAGGCCACGCGGCACAGGGCGCAGUAGAGUCAUACCAAAAUAGCAUGGCAAACUACUUCGAAAUCAUCGUCCAGGAGACCCAGAAACGUUUUCAAUUCAUAACGACACGUUUGGCCGAGUGAUCCAGGUGAAGUUCGUGGGGACGGAGGAAGAAGUAUCCUGAGUAAAAACGUACCCACACCAGAGUCAAGAUGGGGAUUUUGCAACACAAACCUAGGAGUUUUGGGAGUCACGCAUGACAAGUUUCAGUCCGUAAGGUAGUGCAAGUUAGCAAGGAAAGCCGCAUCACAAAUCGACCUGCUGAUCCUGUUCACAGCAUCACAAAUUCCAAAACACGAUUGGCAAUGGCUCUCAUGGGGAUGCGCAUCACAAAUGUCUUUGUCAUUGCAAAUCUGCAUUACAACUCUGGGGUGGGUACGUUUUUACUCAGGAUAAGAAGCUGCUGCACGCGGAAUUCUCGAGGUGCAGAACAAAGACUUUGCUGUAUUGCGAGGAAAAAUUCCCCCUCCCCAUAUCAAAACGAAAUUUCUGAUGCUGGAUUUGCGUACACAAAUCAGCCCUGUCUUGCAUUAGAGGACUGCAGGCCCGUAGCAAGCCUGAGCGGAGAGGUUUUAGCCUAGGCGCCCAGCAUGACAAAAGUCUAUGCCGUAGGCCCAAAAGCAUCACAAACCGCUGGCAUAAUGCGGGAAGUCUUCUGGGUUUGCCUCCUUGCAAGACAGAGACGAUUUGUGACCACAAAUAAGCAUCACAAAUUUCCAAAAAUGUACCUUUUCAUUAUGGGGAGGGGGGAUUUUUCCUCACAAUAUGCUGCGAAGGUGAUUAAAUCCAGCGAAAAACCUCGACAAGACGCUGAAGACGAGUACCGAAUUCUGCUGCAAAUUCAGGAACAGGGCAAGGAGUUCAAAGACGGCGUUUGUGCUGGUAAGAAGAGAAUUGUGCAGCUCGUGGAUCAGUUCACGCACGGGCGACAUUUCUAUGGAAUGCAAAAGUCUUGUACUCGUAUAUAGUAUUAAAUGCCUCAACAUGAGAAAGAAAAUUUGUAAACGUAAUGCGGAUUUUUUAUUUUUACCUCAAGAAAAACAUUUGUAAUGCAUGUGCUACGAGUACUAUACUUUUGCAGUUCAUAAUCUCGUCAUGGUCUUCGAAAGCCUCGCAGCCAUAUCCUGUGCAAAAGUAUCGUACUCGUAGUAAUCGCAGUCAUGCAUUACAGAUCUCCCCCCUAACCUAAAUCCUCAUUACAAAUUCCAUUUUUCAUGCUGAGCAAAUUUGUAAUGCGAUUGCUACUAGUACGAUGCUUUUGCAUUUCAUAAGCCAGCCUGUACCACCAUUUGACCGGCAAUCAAUACAGUACUGAGAGGAAAAACCCCCCCGCCUCCCCAUAUUGAAAAAGAAAUUAUUGUGAUGUUAAUUUGUGAUCACAAAUCGGCUUUGUCUUGCAUACAAGGCGAAGGCAAAGGGCCGCAGCCGUGUAGUUCUGGCGCAUUGUUGUACAGCGAAGCUGUCAUGCGUUUUCGCCUAUGUCAGCCUUGCUUCUCAGGCGAAGCUGCUAGCCGGAUGCUUCCCAAAUGGGCUCCGAAUAAGUAUGCCGACAAGCUCUUGCUGCAAUACAAAGUUCAUUUGUGUACACAAAAAAUCCGGUAAAAAGAAAACACAAAUUGUCUUCUGACUAUGGGGUCGUGGGGGCUUUUUUCACUUUGAAAUAGAGACCGAUGUUUUUACAAGACAUCCAGCAGGUUGCGAAGGACACGUUCGAGGGUUUAGCAUUUCUUCACUCUAUCAAAUGCGUGCACACCGACCUCAAGCCGGAGAACAUAUUGUUCCAAUUUCCUGCGACCUACGCGACACGUCCACCGGCAAGGUGCUUCGACGAGGACAAAGCCCGGCAGGUAUCAAAUGCAAAAAUCCCAGGAUGUCUGGAAACUUGUGAUGCUGUGUGGCGUAUCAUGAGGAGGCCACAACUGCUGGCUCAGCAUGACAAGUUUCUGAGCUUUUAGGUGUUGCCUAUUCUGCAUGACAAACUACGUUUCUGCAUGACAGAAAAACGGAGCUCUUGGGUAACGUGCAUGACAGAUUUAAGAGUCAUGCCAGACAAGCAUGACAAACAUGAAUUCUUCCAGACAUCCAGGGAUUUUUACAGUUGAUAGCAGGCUGGGGGGGACGACUACCGACAAUGGACGCAGAACCAGUGUCGCAGUUUUUUAGGCCACGCAGUGGGACCCACCCGGAGGGAGGUAGACGGGGCAAUCAAGCAGGGGCGCUUAUCCUGUGUAAAAACGUCCCCACACCAGAGUCAGGAUGGGGAUGAUGCAACGCAAACCUAGGAGUUUUGUGGGUCACGCAUGACAAGUUGCACUCUUCAGUGUAGUGCAGGUUAGCAAGGGCAGCCGCAUCACAGAUUUAUCUGCUCGUCCUGUUCACAGCAUCACAAAUUCCAAAACACGAUUGGAAAUGGCUCUCAUGGGGAUGCGCGUUACAAGUCUUCCUGUCUUUGCAAAUCUGCAUUACAACUCUGGUGUGGGUACGUUUUUCCUCAGGAUAGUGCUUCCAAGACGGCGAGUACCGGCGUCCGACAGUUGCGAAAAUCAAGAUAAUCGAUUAUCAAAUGUAAAAAUGUCUGGGUCUGGAAGAUUGCAACUUGUCAUGCUAAAUCUGCAGCAUGCAAAAAUCUGUGUUGCAUGAUUACCAAAAGUCGUCCAGUUUUGACCAAGUCGGGAGGUAGUUUCUCAUGCAGGAUAGGCAUGAAAGAGACCUCUCAGACUCUGCCAUGCUAGGCCCCGAAUUCCAGACCUCACGGGUCAUGGAAAACCUGCAUGACAAGUUCACACUCUUCCAGACCCAGACAUUUUUACAAUCCAUAUCGAUUGCGGUGGGGCAAUCUUUCAGGACGAGCACGGACGACCAAACAACGCGGAAAUUUCUACCCCAAGCUACCGCAGCCCCGAAGUGAUGAUUGGAGCCGCGUGGGACGCGCGAGCGGAUGUCUACUCCUUCGGAUGCAUACUAAUGGAGCUAUACCUCGGUGAUAUCUUGAACGUCACUAGCAGUGGAAGCGAGGGUAUCGUACGAAAAAAGUGUUUCACUGUAAGAAUUUUGCAAGUUAUUUUGCAUCACAAGUUUGUCCUACAUGACAGAGAAAAUUUGCCAUGCGAGAUUCCUAAGGGAAAACACAGAUCAAAAUCCAUUGUCUUGCAUGUGUAGCAAGACAAACACUUCUCGGUAGAUGCAUUUUCUGCAUUACAAGUUUACAGUGAAACAGUUUUUUCUUGCGAUAGAGGGCUCCGGUAGCGACCGCAGCCGUGAUUCUGCGCCGAGCAACUACCUAGGGUAUGUGCAGCAGAUGCUGCAGAUGCAGACCAUAGGCGGAUGCUUCAGCGAUGCUUUUUUGCGAACUGGGCGGGAGUCGAAGUUUCGCGGGGCCUUUCGAAGAUGGAAGAAUCCGGUGCAAGGGCUCGACAAGAUGUGGUACUCACGACAGGUCUACGCAUGGAAAGCAUCGAACUGGGUCUGAGAAAAACAUUAUGCAACGUGUCAUGCUGAACUAACAGCUGGAUCGCACAAAUAGAAAUCUGUGUUGCAUAAGCCCGAUAAUUUGCCAUGUGUCAACAUGCGGGUUCGGCAUUAAGAAGCAAGCUUUUACACAAUCUUUGAUGCAUCUGUGCCACGCCGUCUUUGUGCAACUACUUAUUUUGCAGACCCAGAAUACUUAUUUGCAAUGCAUAAGGUGCGGUCUUGUACACCACCAGAGGAGGCCGUAGACAUAUCAAAGUGAAACAAUCCCCCACCCCAUAAUUCAAAAGACAUCAAUUCGUGUUGCUGCAUGACGUACACCUACACAAAUGAACUUUCUAUUGCAGUAAGAGCUUGUCGGCAUACUCUGCCCCUAUUUGGGUACGCAUCCGGCCAGCAGCGGAACAUGCGCAACAAGUCUGAAAUAGGCGAAACAGCAUGACAGACUCGCUGUACAAUGCGCCACACGGGUGCCGUUUCCAUCCUUGUACGCAAGACAGAGCUGAUUUGUGUACGCAAAUCCAGCAGCACAAAUUUCCUUUUCGAUAUUGGGAGGGGGGAUUUUUCCUCGCAAUAAGACACGCUAGCCAACUAUCAAAUGUAAAAAUGUCUGGGUCUGGAAGAAUGCAAGUUUGUCAUGCUAAUUUUGGAUUCUAGAAAAAUCUGUAUUGCAUGACCAGCAAGAGGAGCCCAGUUUCUGCUACGCGGGGAGGCCAUUUGUCAUGCGGAAUAGGCAUCAAGAAGCACUCAGAAAAUCUGUGAUGCCAGGGAAUACAUCACAGACGUCACGGGCCAUGUAAAAUCUGCAUUACAAGUUCGCAUUCUUCCAGACCCAGACAUUUUUACACUUGAUACCAACAUGAUCGCCGGAGGCGAACCAGGUGGCCACGCCGAGUAUCCUGUGCAAAAGUAUCGUACUCGUACUAAUCGCAUUCAUGCAUUACAAAUUUCGUUCUCAGGUUAAAUCCGCAUUACAAAUUUUCUUUCUCAUGCUGAGAAAAUUUGUCAUGCGAUUUAUACUAGUACGAUGCUUUUGCAUUGCAUACCGAGUUCUUCCGGUCAAUUUGCGAAGCGUGUUAUGCAUUGCAAAUAUCGAAGAUCUGGGUCUGGAUCUGUAAUGCACGACUUGAACAAAGGACACUGAGCAGAUCUGUGUCUGUCAUGCAUGGAGACGAUUGGCGGUGGCGAGAUUUUCUGCUAUGCUGCACGGGCGUUUGUCAUGCAAAUAUAGGAAUGAAAGAAUCUUCAUUACACAUCUCGCGAAAUAGAACCCUGUCAUGCCGGAGUGCCGUACAAGCGACGAGUGUGUAUACUUAUGUUGCAAGAUGAGGACUCAGCAACAUAAAUCCAUUUCCAGACCCAGAGAUCUUGGAUUCGAUACCCGCCUAUCAAAUGUAAAAAUAUCUGGGUCUGGAAGAUUGGAACUUGCGAUGCUGCAUUUGGAUUGUAAAAAAAUCUGUAUUGCAUGAGCAGCAAAGGGAAUGCGUUUUUUGCUACGCUGAGAUGGCAUUUGUAAUGCGGAAUAGGCAUCAAGAAGCCCUCAAAAAGUCUGUGAUGCUAGGCCACGCAUCACAGACAUCAAGACUCAUGCAAAACCUGCAUGACAAGUCUAGAAAUCUUUCAGGCCCAGACAUUUUUACAUUUGAUAACGCCUCACCGUGGACCCGGCCACCCGAAUCACGUCGCAGAAGG
Amoebophrya sp. A120 is the source of this 6084-nucleotide messenger RNA. Lineage: Eukaryota; Dinophyceae; Syndiniales; Amoebophryaceae. The record is from the annotation of a GenBank genome assembly.